AUGUCAUUUUAUGUACGUAUUCAACGAUUGUGCUAUACAAGUUUAGUUGAUUAUUAUCGUUCUCGUUUAUUUUGUUUUGUGUUAACAAAUCAAGAUAAUUUAGAAGAUCGAGCUCGUGCUGCAUAUGAAACAUGGGGUCAUCGUUGUGGUCGAUUUGUAUUAAUUACUCGAUUAAAUUCAUCUCGUUCUUAUACAAUUUAUGAAAAUGAAAAUAUUAAUAUUAAACAUGAUCAAUUACCAAUUCAAUAUAUUCCAACAUUACCAAAUGAAACUUAUUCACAUUUACCAGAUAAAGUUCGAGAAAUACUUUUAUUUUUAAAUAAAUAUUAUCCAAAUUAUGAUUGGUAUCUUAAAGCAGAUGAUGAUACUUAUGUUAUUAUAGAAAAUCUUCUUAGAUUUUUAAUUAGUACGAUUAAACGACGUCCAAAACCAGUUUUAUAUGGUUAUCGUUUUCGAGAAGAUUAUUAUGUAAGUGGUGGAAGUGGAUAUGUGUUAACACGUAAAGGACUUGAUUUAUUUGGUUCAUAUAUGAAUGAUAAUUUAUUAUAUGCUCGAUGUAAUUCAACAAUGGAAGAUAUGAUGGUUGGAAGUUGUUUACAAAUAAUCUUUAGUCUUGCAUUAUCUAAUGAAAUCAAAGAUUUAACACUUGUUGGUGAAACAAUUGAUGAUCAAGGAAGAGAAAGAUUUCAUCCACUUACAUUUCGUGUUCAUUUUAAUGGACCAAAAAAUAAAACGAAAAGAGAAUGGAUUUAUUUUAGACCAUUUCAUCACAAUUUAUUUGGUUAUGAAGCAUUAAGUGAAACAACAAUAAGUUUUCAUUAUACUGUUCCUGAAGAUAUGUAUCAAAUUCAUUCAUUACUUUAUGAUAUUAGACAAUUUGAUAAAGAAAUAUGUCGUUUACAAUCAUAG
Messenger RNA from Adineta steineri, 909 nucleotides. Lineage: Eukaryota; Metazoa; Rotifera; Eurotatoria; Adinetida; Adinetidae. The record is from the annotation of a GenBank genome assembly.